This is a messenger RNA of Brassica napus (rape), 3100 nucleotides long. RefSeq names its product transcription elongation factor TFIIS-like. NCBI's taxonomy places the organism in Eukaryota, Viridiplantae, Streptophyta, Magnoliopsida, Brassicales, Brassicaceae. The transcript has a single exon. Gene Ontology annotation, cellular component: nucleus. The coding region runs from base 1752 to 2270 and encodes 172 amino acids. The record is from RefSeq and is a predicted model, not a curated record.
UUGUUUAUGGGGGGUAAUCUCCGUUGAACCCAUGUGUUACCGCCGACGAACAAGUCACACGGAAGGCUUUGUCCAAGCUCUUCAAUCUGCCAUGGAGCAUCAUGUUCAUCACUUGUGCUCUCCCUUUCUUCAACAAGGAAAAUCUGAGUCCAAAAUCUUCUCGGGUUUUGCUUCCCCCCAGUUCCAGCACCAGAUCCGUAGCAUCCUCCGACCAGAUCCGAGUUUUUUUGGCAAACUUAUACCGUCCUUGACAACCUUACAACCAUGUCUUCAUCUGUUUGUGAAUCUGAUGUCCGAUGUAGGUGGGAAUCCACUCCGGCGUCUAGCUUUGAGCCAUUUGUUUGUGAAUCUGGUGUCCAAUGUAGGUGGGAAUCCACUCCGGCGUCCAGCUCUGAGCCAUCAAAAACUAGUAAGGUCAUGUUAUCUGCGCACAACUUCCAUCUCUCCCUCUAUUGCGAAGAGUAUUUCACUACCAUAUCUCUUUUCUAUGAAUGGAACAAAUUUAUCGGAUUCUUUUUCGAGCUUUAGUUUCAGUUUACUCACCGGUUUGUUACCUUGUGGAGCGGUCUGUACGGGACCUGAAGGUGGAAUCGAGACUACUUCGGUUUUUCUUGUUGGUGAGAACUGUCUCUCAACGUCACUUGUGACUAUCUCUAAGCUGUCCGACUUUGUCGUGAAAGCUUCCCCGGCGCAUUCAAGCAUCGUCUCGAAUUCGCUGUCCUCUUCGGUUGAAGACUUAUCUCGUUUAGCUUAUUUAUUUGUUGCAUUUUAUGCUUAUGGACAAAGAAGAUGGAUGAUUCCCUCUUUUUGUUGUAUGGAAAAAGAUUGAGUUUUUAAUGAAAGUAAGUUUGUGUUUAAAAAAAAAGGUUUGUCUCUUGUGUGAUAUGUUCUAUGUUUGAUAUAAUGAUAAUUUCCAUUUCGUAAGACUCGUAUCAGUUUCUGUCUUGUGUUCUAAGCUUGUGAAAAAAUAUAUUUUUGUCUUGUGUUCUAAGCUUGUGAAAAAAUAUAUUUUUGUUUGUGUUCUAAGCUUUUUAUUAUUUUCAGGACAUGAGAUUGGAUUAUAGCUACAUGCAGUCGUCUUUUUUUUUAAUGUAAUGUAAUAAAAUAUUUGUAAUUUUCUAUUAAAUGAAUGAAUUUGUUUUUCUUAUUAGUUAUUCAACUUAAAAUGGUAAUAUGUUUAAUCUUAUAUAUGUUACUAGUUAUUUUAAAACAAAAAUUAACCUAAGGACCAACAAAAAAUCCCACCAAUAAUCACCAUUUUCAUUAAAAGUCCUUAACAAUGUCCUAAUCUAUAAAUAACAAUAAAAAACUCUAUGGACCACCAAUUAAGUCCUAUUGAUAAUCAUGCUCUAAUGGUUAGACGAAUUUAUUUUUUACAGUCCUUCAAGUUACAUGAAAACAGCAUCACAAAAUUAAAACAUUACCUCAUGAUAUAUAUUUUGACAGAGACAGAAUAUACAGUCAAUAACUAACUAAUGUAAAUUGUUAACGUUGAAAUAUUGACCUGACGCAUUCACCCUCCAUCGAAGAAAAAAAGGAAAUUAUGUAUGAUACUGGACACUUGGGGUCCAAGUUAUCUCAUGUUUUCCUUUUAUUUUUUGUUUUUCGACGCUCUAUAUAAUAUGAUUCAUUAUUCCAUCUCUCUCUAUUUCCAUACUUGAUUUCGGGAGUGAAACCCUAGAUACACUUGUCUCUCUCUUUUUUCCAAAUUCAAUCUCUUCCACAAAUCAACAAAGUAAAGAAACAACACCAUGAUGACGAUGAAGAAAAUUGCGACUGCAACACAGAAGGCUGGGGCUGAAGCGAGGCCUGUCCAGGCGAAGAAGCAAUCGGCUCCACCAAUGAAACUUUCUCAAAACCCUAAAUCUGUGAUUAAGAAAAAACUGAAGAAGCCUUGCAAGUCUGUUUCAACAAAGCCAAUAGAGGUGACGAAGAAGAAGCAGUCGAUUCCGGAAGUUUCUGGAAACCCUAAAGCUGUUCCAGCCGUGAAGAAGAACGAUAAGGAUACUUUGGAGCUGUUCGAAAUAGCCAAGAAAUCCGCUGACGUGGCCGACACGAAAGGACUUCUCGCCGCCAAAGCAGAGACGUCAAUCUGUGUGGAUACUCUCUCUUUGCUCAUCGGUUCGCCCAUAAGCGCAACAGCUCCUGAGACGAGGAGGAUCAUGGAGAGGCUUGGGCAUCUCACAAGGCACAAAGAUCGCAAAAUCUGCAAUUCCGCAUCGGCUCUUUUACAACAUUGGAGUCAGAGCAUCAGAGAUCAACAACACUAAGAUGCCCUCUAUAACUCAAGGACAAAAAACACCAAGGAAGCUAGUAGGCUUUGUGAUUUUGACAGCAACGUCGGUUGUUUUAUUCUUCUUGGCAAAUUUACCACUUUAUAUUUCAAUUACUCAAACCCUGGUCACGAAAAGAUGAAAAACACAACACAAAAAUCUCUCCCAAGCACGAGUUUUUAGAAAAGUUUAACCGGUUGACUUUAGUUGUUUCCCCCCCUUUACCCCACGUGUUUCCUCAUAUCUCAGCCUUUUAUCCUCUGUAAUUCCCUGUAUUUUUCAAAAAAGUUUCUGAUUGUAGUAAUACCCAUCGGUCCAAAGCCAGCUUCUCUACGCAAACAGAGUUUCUGACCGGAACUCCACCGGGUUCAGCCCCCAACGCCGUCGGAGGGUCAGCCAGGUGCAACACCCCUGAGCCGUCGUCGAUCUCUCACUCGCCUUGCAAGUCGUUUCUCUGUCUACUUCUGAAAGUAGAUCUCGGUUCUAUGGAGUUAUUCUGCUAGAAGAACAUCGUUACUUUGGUUGUAAUAACCUCUCUCUUACCCCACUACUCAUAACGCUCAACAACAUUUACUAUCCGAGCAUUGAUUACCAACGAUUCUAAGCGGUGAGAUACUUAAAUAAGCUACAAUACGGUUGGUAGGUUGCCAUAACCUCGUACAAACCCUAUUUUGGAAACACUGGAAAGAAACCCCUGUUUUCAAGCAACAAACCAUACCCCUCUGAGUAUGGAUUGAAGAUACAGUCGAGCUGAGAAAGGAAAAGGGCAGGCUCCCCCUGAGCUCCCAGCUAAACGUCCUCCGGUGCGCAUACCGAUAAAUGACAAC